Messenger RNA from Chanos chanos (milkfish), 387 nucleotides. RefSeq names its product alpha-synuclein-like. Gene Ontology annotation, molecular function: cuprous ion binding. The coding region runs from base 1 to 387 and encodes 128 amino acids. Gene Ontology annotation, biological process: synapse organization; chemical synaptic transmission; synaptic vesicle endocytosis. Lineage: Eukaryota; Metazoa; Chordata; Actinopteri; Gonorynchiformes; Chanidae. The transcript is spliced from 5 exons. Gene Ontology annotation, cellular component: neuronal cell body; cytoplasm; axon terminus. The record is from RefSeq and is a predicted model, not a curated record.
AUGGAUGUGUUAAAGAAAGGACUCACCAAAGCCAAGGACGGAGUUGCAUUAGCAGCCGAAAAGACGAAACAAGGAGUGACCGGAGCGGCUGGCAUGACCAAAGAUGGAGUUAUGUUUGUCGGAACCAAAACCAUGGAUGGAGUUACAACAGUCGCAGGGAAGACUGUGUCAGGGGUGUCCCAGGUCAGUGGUGCCAUGGUAACCGGAGUUACGACUGUUGCCCAGAAGACUGUAGAGGGAGCUGGAAACAUUGCUGCAGCAACUGGCCUUGUCAAGAAGGAUACACCCAAACAGGAGGAAGCUAAAGAUGUGCCAGUGGAGAAUGCAGGAGAACUGCAGCAAGAAGAAGACAACAGCAGUACUGUCACUGAGGAGGAAUCAGAGUAA